GAGAAGUAGGGAACCGAGCCCUGCUGGGGCCGGCUCUGCCUGGCGACUGGUGAUGCUGCCCAGCCCCGGUGCUGACUGGCCCCUGGGCUGGGGGUGCCCAAUCCCCGGGGCCGUGGGCAGCGUCCCGGGGCUGGUGCUCGGAGCUGGACAGAGAAGGUCUCAGUCUGGGGGGUCCUGAGGAGUUUCCAGCUCUCUCCCUCCUGAGCAGCGAUGGGGGCGGGUCGGAUCCUGGGGGCCGGGAGCCGCUGGGCUGGGGCUCUGCUAGUGACAGUGACGGUGCUGAGAACCCACCUGGCUCAUUGCAUGGAGCCCCCAGGGCGGUUCCUGCACCAGUUCAAGGCUGAGUGUUUGUUCACCAACGGCACCGAGCGGGUCCGGUUCCUGUACCGGCACAUCUACGACCGGCGGCAGAUCGCGCACUUCGACAGCGAGCUGGGGGUGUUUGAGGCGGACACGGAGCUGGGGCGGCCCGACGCCGAGCUCUGGAACAGCCAGCCCGAGACACUGCAGUACUACCGGGCUGCGGCGGACACGUUCUGUCGGAACAACUACGGGGCGUACGGGCCUUUCACCAUCGACCGGAGAGUUCGACCCAAGGUGAAAGUUUCCCCCACAAAAUCGGGGUCCCAGCCCCACUCCCACCUGCUGGUUUGCUCCGUGACGGGGUUUUACCCCGGGGGGAUUGAGAUCAAGUGGCUGAAGAACGGGCAGGAGCAGACGGCCGGGGUGGUGUCCACAGAGCUGCUCCAGAACGGAGACUGGACCUUCCAGAUGCUGGUGAUGCUGGAGAUGAGCCCCGGGCGCGGGGACAUCUACACCUGCCAGGUGGAGCACAUCAGCCUGCAGGACCCCAUCGCCGUGCACUGGGAGGCGCAGUCUGACUCCGCCAGGAGCAAGAUGCUGACGGGGGUCGGGGGCUUCGUGCUGGGGCUGAUCUUCCUGGCGCCCGGACUCCUCAUCUACCUGAAGAAUAAGAAAGGGCGCCCUGUUCCCCAACCUGCAGGGCUCCUGAGUUAGAUCCAGGGUGUUGGAUCCCCCGUCCAGCAGGAGUUUUCGUCUGUCACUCCCAGCACCUCGCCCAUCCUGGAAAAUGCAGAACCUGGGGCCGGUCCCUUCCUGUCCCCGUCUGCUCCCUGCGCUCUGCCCAGCUCCAGUCUGCGCAGUCCCUGCGGGGACCCGUCCCUGCCCCUCAGUCCCUGCAGGGCCCUGGGGCGACCCUGUCCUGCUGUCUGGAGAGGCUCCCACCUGCCAACCUCAUCUAGUAACAGCCUAACUAGACUGUUAGGAGCCGGGGCACAAACCCCAAAUUGGCUGAGUUCUACACUUAGAUCUCACCAAGGUAUCAGGUGUGAACUCUGCAGGCCCUGUAACAACCGAGUCCUGGAGUCACAGUCCCCUGGGGUUCUCUGCUCUGUCUGGCCACCCCAGCCAGCCUGCCCUUGUGAUCCAUCGAUUGUCCCUUCCAGGGCCGGCUUUUGGCCAAUUCAAGCAAUUCCCCUGAAUUGGGCCCCGCCCCUAAGAGGGCCCCGUGCCCAAGCCCUGCUGGUGUGCUGUACCGGGGUGGCUCGGCUUCCCCAGGGGGCAAUUUAAAGGGCCUGGGGAUCCCAGCAGGGGCUGCAGCCUCAGGUCCUUUAAAUUGCCACCAGAGCCCCACUGCUGGAGCCCUGGGGUAGGGCUGUGGGGCUCUGGCGGCUAUUUUAAAAGUCGGGGGCUCCCGUUGUUUCUACCGCCCCGGCCCUUUAAAUAGCUGCUAGACUGACCGCUU
This is a messenger RNA of Gopherus evgoodei (Goodes thornscrub tortoise), 1765 nucleotides long. RefSeq names its product DLA class II histocompatibility antigen, DR-1 beta chain-like. The record is from RefSeq and is a predicted model, not a curated record. The coding region runs from base 211 to 1017 and encodes 268 amino acids. The transcript is spliced from 6 exons. Gene Ontology annotation, cellular component: MHC class II protein complex; membrane. Gene Ontology annotation, molecular function: MHC class II protein complex binding. NCBI's taxonomy places the organism in Eukaryota, Metazoa, Chordata, Testudines, Testudinidae. Gene Ontology annotation, biological process: immune response; peptide antigen assembly with MHC class II protein complex; positive regulation of T cell activation.